This is a messenger RNA of Phyllopteryx taeniolatus (common seadragon), 2995 nucleotides long. RefSeq names its product N-acetylglucosaminidase, alpha (gene naglu). The transcript is spliced from 6 exons. NCBI's taxonomy places the organism in Eukaryota, Metazoa, Chordata, Actinopteri, Syngnathiformes, Syngnathidae. The coding region runs from base 152 to 2440 and encodes 762 amino acids. The record is from RefSeq and is a predicted model, not a curated record.
GUGACGACAGCAGGCCACGUCUUUAAGCGCGUCACGUGACUCACACGCGCGCGCCCAAAGUUUGCUUCUUUCGAUUGGCUGCUAGUUGUAAAAGCAAAAGCACGGCCUCCUGUGAUUGGCUAGCGUUCGCCCAGGACCGCGCCGGGUCCAAAUGGAGCAAGCCAGCAAGAUGUCGCGCAGGUGCGAGCGCUGCGUGCUUUUCAUCGCCGCGCUCUCCCUUUGCGCCGCCGCCGCCGCACGCCGCUUCCCCACGUUGGAGCACCUGAAGUCGCGAGCCGACGACAAGACGCAGGGCGCAGCGGUGGCGGAGCUGCUGAGGCGCCUGCUCGGCACCAGAUCGGCGGAGUUCGUCGUCGUCGUCGACGGGAGCCUCUCCGACGACAGCCUGGACGUGUGCGAGCUCAGGUCGACCAAGAACAACAAGAUCGUCGCCACGGGCAACACCGGCGUGUCCGUGGCCUCUGGGAUUUACAACUACUUGAAAUAUUUCUGCAACUGCCACGUUUCCUGGUCCGGCGAUCAAGUGGCCUUGCCCCGCCCUCUCCCUCGUCUCUCCGGCGUCCUCCGCAUCAACACCCAGCACAGGUUCCGCUACUACCAGAAUGUCUGCACCGCCAGCUAUUCCUCCGUGUGGUGGGACUGGCCGAGGUGGGAGAGAGAGAUCGACUGGAUGGCGCUUAAUGGAAUCAAUCUUCCGUUGGCUUUCACUGGCCAAGAGGCCCUUUGGCAAGAGGUUUACCGCGCUCUUGGUUUAAACCAAUCCGAAAUCGAAGAAUUCUUCGCCGGUCCGGCCUUUCUCGCCUGGAACCGCAUGGGUAACCUGUUCGAGUUUGGCGGACCUCUGCCACAGUCCUGGCAUGUGAACCAGCUGACCCUCCAAUUUAAAAUCUUGGAACGAAUGAGAUCAUUCGGCAUGAUCCCAGUGCUGCCGGCCUUCUCCGGGAACAUCCCCAGGGGAAUCCUCAGGUUGCAUCCAGAGGCAAACGUAACAAGAUUGGGGCCAUGGGCUCACUUCAACUGCAGUUACUCGUGCUCCUAUAUCUUGGACCCUAGGGACCCGCUUUUCCUCCGGAUCGGUUCCCUCUACCUUUCCCAGGUGAUCAAGCAAUUUGGAACGAAUCACAUCUACAACACGGACACCUUCAAUGAGAUGCUUCCACCUUCCUCGGACCCCGCUUACCUGUCAGCUGUCAGUCGUUCCGUCUUUGCCUCAAUGACUGCUGCUGAUCCUCAGGCAAUUUGGCUGAUGCAGGGAUGGUUGUUCUUUAGUGCUGCAAGUUUCUGGAAGCCUGCCCAGAUUCAGGCCCUACUACACGGCGUGCCCCUUGGACGGAUGAUCGUGCUCGACUUGUUUGCGGAGACCGAGCCGGUUUUCUCCUACACCGAGUCUUUCUACGGACAGCCUUUCAUCUGGUGCAUGCUGCAAAACUUUGGCGGCAACAGCGGUCUGUUUGGCACAGUAGAAAGUAUCAACUCUGGGCCCUUCGAAGCCUUGCAUUUCCCCAACUCCACCAUGGUCGGCGUAGGUAUGUCACCCGAGGGCAUUGAGCAGAAUCCCGCCAUGUACGAGUUAAUGAGCGAAUUGGCGUGGCGCAAGGAGCCAGUCAACUUAGUUAAGUGGGCGUCUCUGUAUGCCGUACGCCGUUAUGGCACUACGCGCGACAGUCUGAUCACCGCGUGGAGACUCCUGUUUUCCAGCGUCUACAACUGCACCGUGCCACAUUAUCGAAAUCAUAACCACAGCCCGCUGGUGCGCCGGCCUUCCCUUCACAUGAACACUGACCUUUGGUACAACCCGGCGAACUUGUUCAAAGCGUGGAAACUCCUCAUCGAAGCGUCUCCGUCUCUCAUGUCUGAGGAAACCUUCCGGUACGAUCUUGUGGAUGUUACUCGGGAGGUUUUACAAGUUCUAACAACGUCGUUUUACCUGGAUAUCACAGAUGCCUUUCAUAAACAAAAGUUGCCAGAACUGCUCAUUUCAGCCGGGGUCCUCAUCUAUGACCUUUUGCCAGAACUCAAUCGUUUGCUAUGUAGUGAUCGCAACUUCCUGUUGGGGAAAUGGCUGGAGCGGGCGAAAUCCUCAGCUAUUGAUGAGGAGGAGGCCAAGCUAUAUGAUAUGAACGCCAGGAACCAGCUCACUCUAUGGGGCCCGAGUGGUGAAAUCCAAGACUAUGCCAGCAAAGAGUGGGGAGGCCUCAUGGAGGACUACUACGCCCAACGGUGGGGCCUGUUUGUCCAAACACUGGUGGGGUGUCUGCACAGCGGGCAGCCAUUUAAGCAAGAUGCUUUCGACCAGGCAGUUUUCCAGGUGGAAAAGGGAUUUAUUUAUAAUGGUCGAAAAUACCCCACAGAGCCUCAAGGUGACACGUACGAGAUCACCCGCAGGAUCUUCCUAAAGUAUUACCCACAGGCCUUGAACACCUUGAAAAGACUAUCAUGAUCAGCAGAGACUACAGUUUCCAUAAAUGCAUGCGGCAAGAAGAAUGUGACUUCUUAAGCGCUAUCCCAAACUUUCGGAUGGAGAAAAUCCUGUUUUUAGCGCUUUCCUGAAAUGUCGCAAAUGACGACGGCGUACGUCGAGUACUUUGCCACACUGUGGUGCGAAGCGCGCCGAGCCGAUACUCGCAUUCACCACUGCCUUUCGCUAACAGUCAAAACAUUGGUAUUUGCUAUUAUUGUGUGUAUAAAGUCAAGAUACGGUUGCUGUCAGUUUGUAAGUUGACAUGUCAAUACUUUUGAAGGGCUUCUAAUUAAUGAGUUGAAAUCAUUAACAAGCUUCUGGCAUAAUUCUAGCUGGAUGCUUGACAACUGUUCUUGGCAGAAUUGGUAGGGUUCAUUUUAAUUGGUUGGUGUCCCGGCACUAGGAUCGGGAAUUGAUCAGAAUUGGGUGAUUCCGAUGACGUGGCUGAUACUGCGUAUCGAUCCGAUUCUCCGUGAUUCUCAAUGGGCGAGGGGAUGAAAAAUACAAAAUAAAAUGGAUGAUAUUUUGGAUGAA